AGCCGCUACACCGGGAGAAAAGAGCUCAGUGUACCAGGCAGAGGGGAUGAUGCAUAUCUCCUCUGCUUUCUGACAACAUAAGGGAUUGUCAAAUUGUAUGUUCUCCUUGUCGGACUUUAUAUAGAAGGCUACUAAACAGGACAGUGUCAUUAAAAGAUGAAGCUCUUGUUCGGCGUGUUUGGAGGGGUAAAGAGUCUACAGUUUCUCUGUCGUUGUUUGUGAGAGGAAAGGAGAAGAGGAGGAAAGAGAAGAGGAAGGUUUGACAGACGCACGAGUCGAGAGACGGAGGAGAGGACGGUUAUCCGGGCAGAGAAGAGAUACAGAACAGAUCCCCCUGCUCAGGUUUGAGACAUCAAGGGAGAACGGAAACAGAGAAGAAGAGAAGAUUUUUUUUUUUUAGAGAGACGAAGCAGAGAAGACAGAACAACACAAGAGGAGAGGCUGAGCCAGUAAAGAGGGGCUUUUCAGAAUGAGAAAGGGAUGUAGCCCGGUGGAAGUGUGGAUUUCAACCUCUCCUUCCUUCUUUAUGACUCUUUUGAAAGGGAACGGGACGGAAUAGAAAAUAAUUGACGGCAAGCAUCACUGAAAUCCAGCGGAGAGUGGAUUUAAAGACAGAGAGACAACCUGUGUGUCCGUCCCGUCUCCUCCCUCGUGUCUCCGCUUUUCUCUCUUGUGGAUGUUGACUGAAGUCAUUUUUUCGGAUAUGAAGGAUUUAUCUAGUCUAUGUUAGAAGGAGGGGGCGAAAAAAACGCACGCGUCUCCCCCCUUUCUUUCUCUCCCUCUCUGUCCCUCUCUGUCUCUCCCCCCUCUCCCUCUCUCUCUCCCUCCGUUUUCUGGAUGUGAAGCAGCAUGCGGCCCGGUGAGAGCUUAGAGGGCUCGCGCUUGGCUCGCGGAACAUGUAUCCAUGCUGAUAUUGUCACGGAACGCUGUCUCGCGCACCCCUCCUCGGAUAAGGGGAGGAUGAAGAAGGGGACGACGAACGAGAGGAUGACGGACAGAGGAAUGACAGUGCUGCGCUGUUUUCUGUGGAGUCUCCUUCUCUGCUCGCUCUCCUCACGCGCGCAAGGUUUUAUCUACACAUGUGGAGGUACCUUGAAGGGCAGAAACGGCAGUAUAGAAUCGCCAGGCUUUCCCUAUGGGUACCCCAAUGGGGCAAACUGCACCUGGGUCAUCGUCGGGGAAGAAGAAAGUAGAAUCCAGCUCAUGUUCUUGUCAUUUGCCAUAGAAGAAGAAUAUGACUUUCUGUCCUUGUAUGAUGGACACCCACAUCCUGCCAACUUCAGGACCAGGCUAACAGGCUUCCAGGUUCCUGCCCCUGUCACCAGUACCGGAAAUGUCUUCUCUUUGAGGUUGACCAGCGACUUUGCCGUCUCUGCACACGGCUUCAAACUCAACUAUGAAGAACUCCACAGUUCAUCAUGUGGAAACCCAGGUGUCCCACCCAAAGCAGUGCUGAGUGGUGGCCCCCGAUACGCUGUGGGAGACAGUGUGCGGUAUAGCUGUGUUCCUGGGUAUGUCUUGGACGGGCAUGCCACUCUCACCUGCAUCACCAAUGCUGGAAACACAGCUGUCUGGGACUUUCCUGCUCCGAUUUGUCGAGGUAUGGACGACUAAACCUGUAUGUGUGUAUGUACAAGACUGAAUAUGAAGGGUUUUUUUUCCAAAGGGACACACCAUUAAAAAUCUGCCGUCUGCUUAUUUAAAAAUGAAGGCAAACUAUGAAAAUGAAAUUAAAAGACCUCAAUUUACUUUCUUUUUUAAAUCAAAUGCUCAAUUUUCCAACUAGAAGUUAAUAAAAGGGAAACGCCAAAUAAUACUCCCCAUAAACAAAAUGUGUUGUAUACUGGAAGAAAAACCCUCAUAUAAAGUAUGUGUACUGUUUAUGUGUAAUUGUGAGAGAGGCAGAAAGACAGACAGACCACAUCUGUGUGUAUGAUUGAAUGUGAGUGUGUAAGUAUGUGAAGCACCGUAUCCAGGAGUGCUUGUGACUGUAGUGUGUGCUUUCUCUGAUACUUUACCUUAUAUUCAUUGGUUUAUUUGUAUGUGCGCUUGCGUGCGUGUGUUGGAGCGAAGCAAAUUUGUGAAGCAUACUGUAUGCUUUUGUCUAUUUUUGGGUUUCUG
This is a messenger RNA of Labrus mixtus (cuckoo wrasse), 2121 nucleotides long. It is a transcript of the gene csmd1a, whose product is annotated as CUB and Sushi multiple domains 1a. Bases 850 to 1614 code for a protein of 254 amino acids. NCBI's taxonomy places the organism in Eukaryota, Metazoa, Chordata, Actinopteri, Labriformes, Labridae. The record is from RefSeq and is a predicted model, not a curated record. The transcript is spliced from 5 exons.